Messenger RNA from Lolium perenne, 1186 nucleotides. RefSeq lists its product as uncharacterized. The record is from RefSeq and is a predicted model, not a curated record. Lineage: Eukaryota; Viridiplantae; Streptophyta; Magnoliopsida; Poales; Poaceae.
UAUGGUAAAAGAAACAUCAAGAGCAUCUUGGUCCCAUUCAUAUGAGAGAGGUUUAGCUGAGCUACUAGUAGAGCACAAUGUUCCAGUCUACAGAGGUCAGAAUGGUUGGGUAGCAGAAGGGUGGAAGAGCAUCGUAUCAAAAUUCAAUCUCAAGUUUCCAUCUGCUCAGUUCACAAAGCAGCAGAUCCAGGAGAAAGAAAAGGACAUGAAAGCCAAUUACAAAGCUGUUCGAGAUGCUCGAAAACAGAGUGGUACAGGCUGGGAUAAUUCUCUGGGUAUGAUAAUUGCCGAGCCAAUAAUCUGGGAAAAACUGAAGAAGGACUAUCCAAGGGUAAAGAGAUACGAAGGAAAGCCAUUUUUGUUGUUCCCUAUACUGGCUUCACUCUAUGAAGGUAGUAUUGCUACAGGAGAUCUGAACUUUCUAUCAAUUCCUAGUGUGGACCUUACAAGUGAUGUUGUUUCACCCACCGACUCGUCUACAAAUCAACAUGGAAUGUUAAAUCCCUUCUCUACCACUCAUGAUGCUGGUCAGUCGUCUAAUAUGCAUGGUCAAGAGGCUGAACCGACAACAAGUGCUAGCUCUGGACAGAAAGUAGAUGAGCCUGUGAAGAAGAAAAGGAAACAGAGUCAGAUAGCUCAAGUACUUGAAGACUACGUGGACUUCAAAAAGCAACAAAGUCAGACAUUUGUCGAGGAAAUGAAGGAACCAAAGCAAAAAGACCAGUUCACCAUUGCAAGUUGUGUGGCGGCACUAGAAACAAUAGAUGAAGAGGAACUUUCAAUUGCACAGAAGUCAAAGGUGCUGCGGCUUUUCAAAUGCCAGCUCAAUCGAGAGAUUUUUCUCAAUACAAAGGACCCAAUCCUUCGGACUUUUUGGUUGAAAGAAGAAAUCUCGGCGAUGGAGAAAGCAUAAGGUAUCUGGAGCUAUUUCAACAUGCAGAAUGGCUAUCUGUUGUUAUUCAUUGUGUGUCCUGUGAUGGUGUCGAUGACGAUUAGAAUGUUUACAAUUAUGUUUGUGUGCCUUGUGAUGGUGUUAAUUCAAGACACAGUGAAUGUUCUAAAUGUAUGAUGUCGUGCCGAUUGUUUAAACUUAUGUUUAUUUGCCUUGAGAUGUAUAGAUUGAUGUUUGCUUAUGUUGGCGUGGUUGAAUAUGUUAGUUAUUGCUAGCUAUUUGUGUAUUUCAGAA